AUGGCGAAGAAGUCGUCAAAGGAGCUGCGAGAGCUGUACGAGGAGUGUUCGAGACACGUUGAAAACUUACGGUACCACAAGCAGGAGUUGCUGGGUGUAUCUGAGUUGUUCGUCGUCAACAUUCUGUCGUCUUGCUUGGAUCGUGAGACACGUGAGCAGUGGGAAGCUACCGUCAAGAAGGGUGAACUCCCGAAGUAUGCGCAGACGAUCGAAUUCUUGAAGCAGCGGUGCGCCAUCCUGGAACGGUGCGAGUUAGCUGCCCCUGCGUCGUAUGCGGUCCGGUCGGCAGUUCCCAAGGCGGUGCAGUCCUCGAAGCCAUCGGCGAAGAUCACCUCGGCAGCCGCGACAUCCAACGAGGCCGAGUGCGAUCUGUGUGACGGGUCUCACGCGAACUACAAGUGUGGCUCGUUCCGCGGCAUGAGUGUUGCGGAGAGAUGGUCGAAGGUGCGUGACGCGAGGCUGUGCUACAACUGCUUGCGCAAGGGUCACCGAGUUGGACAGUGUCCGUCGGAUCGAUCCUGUAAGUGCGGUGAGAAGCACCACAGCUUGUUGCACCAGGAGAAGAACCAGCAGCAAACCAAGCCGAAGCCAGAAGCGGCUCCGGUAUCAGCGAAGGCGCCGUCGGCAGUGUCAUCCGCCAGCGUGAAGGCUGGUCCCAGCGACACGGGUACGCCGGAAGUGAACGAUGACAACGAGCAGCAGGCAACUUCGUGCUUCAGCAGCGGAGCGCUGAAAUCACCGCAGCAGGUUCUGCUGCAGACAGCGAUCAUCAACGUGGCGGACAAGUCCGGCAGGUUCCAUCCGUGUCGAACGUUGUUGGAUUCCGGUUCCCAGGCGCACAUUUUGUCGGAGGCGAUGGCACGAACCCUCGGUCUAACCUUCGAAAAGUGCAACGUGACGGUCGUUGGAGCCAACGCAGUGAAGACGCAAGCAAAGAAGGGAGUCAACCUUACCUUCUCGUCGAGGUACUGUGAGUUCCAAGACAACAUCUCGUGCCUGAUUUCGGACAAGCCAACGGGACGGAUCCCGUCGGCAAGAAUCGAGGCAGCUGCUUGGCACAUCCCGAGUGACGUGUUCCUGGCAGACCCGAAGUUCAGCGAGCCGGACGAGAUUGACCUGGUCAUGGCGUCGAACUACGUGUGGGACUUGCUGCGAACGGAUCGAGUGAAACUGGCGAACGGCACCGUGACUCUGCGUGAAACCGAUCUGGGCUGGAUCGUGACCGGCGUGUACGACCCGUUCCAGCAGCUGAGUUGCCAAGUCGUCCACUCAAACAUUACGCUGAAGGAUCAGCUGAACAACGCCAUCGAGAAGUUCUGGCUGGUUGAAGAACUAGCAGACAAGCAACUUCAAACCAACGAAGAACAGGAAGUGGAAGAGCACUUUCGUGGCACCCACGGCCGUGACGGAAGUGGUCGCUUCGUCGUCAGGUUGCCAUUCAAGGACGAGGUUCUUGAGCUGGGCGACAACCGAGUCCAGGCGUUGAGGAGAUUCAACCUGCUGGAGCGCCGUCUGUCGCGCAACCCGGAACUCCGAGAGCAGUACACGGCGUUCGUCGAGGAGUACGAGGCGCUGGGUCACUGCAAGGAGAUUUCUGAGCAUCAAGAUUCACCAGAAGUGCGUAAGUACUACCUGCCGCACCACGCUGUGCUCAAACCGUCCAGUUCGUCUACGAAGCUGCGGGUGGUUUUCGACGCCAGCGCCAAGGCCGGCAAGUACUCCUGA
Molecule: messenger RNA, 1725 nt
Organism: Culex quinquefasciatus (southern house mosquito)
Lineage: Eukaryota; Metazoa; Arthropoda; Insecta; Diptera; Culicidae
Exons: 1
Coding region: 1-1725 (574 amino acids)
Molecular function (GO): zinc ion binding; nucleic acid binding
Source: RefSeq, a predicted model, not a curated record